CUGAAUACGGAACUGAAGCAGCAGCUCAGAGUUUCUUGCUCUGAAGUGGCAGGAGCUAGAGAGGAGCCGAGUGUCAACCUGAGGAGCCGAGAGCCUAGAGCAAACACUUGCGCGGUUAAAGAUGUGGAAGUCUGUAGUAGGUCAUGAUGUAUCUGUUUCCGUGGAGACCCAGGGUGAUGAUUGGGACACAGACCCUGACUUUGUGAAUGACAUCUCUGAGAAGGAACAACGGUGGGGAGCCAAGACCAUUGAGGGGUCUGGACGCACAGAGCACAUCAACAUUCACCAGCUGAGGAACAAAGUGUCAGAGGAACAUGAUGUUCUCAAGAAGAAGGAGAUGGAAUCAGGGCCCAAAGCAUCCCACGGCUACGGAGGUCGGUUUGGGGUGGAAAGAGACCGAAUGGACAAGAGUGCUGUGGGCCAUGAGUAUGUUGCUGAGGUGGAGAAGCACUCUUCCCAGACUGAUGCUGCCAGAGGCUUUGGGGGCAAAUACGGAGUGGAGAAGGACAGGGCAGACAAGUCAGCUGUUGGCUUUGAUUACAAAGGAGAAGUGGAAAAACACGCAUCUCAGAAAGAUUACUCUCAUGGCUUCGGUGGCCGUUAUGGGAUAGAGGAGGACAAACGGGACAAGGCAGCUCUGGGAUAUGACUACAAGGGAGAGACAGAGAAACACGAAUCCCAAAGAGAUUAUGCCAAGGGCUUUGGUGGUCAGUAUGGCAUCCAAAAGGACCGAGUGGAUAAGAGCGCUGUUGGUUUCAAUGAAAUGGAGGCCCCAACCACAGCUUAUAAGAAGACAACACCCAUAGAGGCUGCUUCCAGUGGCGCCCGUGGGCUGAAGGCAAAAUUUGAAUCCAUGGCUGAGGAAAAGAGGAAGCAGGAGGAAGAGGAGAAGGCACAACAGAAAGCCAGGCAGCAACAGGAGAGAAAGGCCUUGGUAAAGAUGAGCCAUGAGGCUCAGCCACCAGUGGCCACUAUGGAAGAGCCGGUGGUGUCAGCCCCACUGCCCAAGAAAAUCUCCUCAGAGGCCUGGCCUCCAGCAGGGAGCUGUCUGUCAUCAGAGCGUGGGCCUGUGAGAACCAGUAGGGAACAACCAGUGCCUACCCAGCCCCCAAGGCAGGAUCCCCCAGAGGACAACGAGGAGCCCCCAGCUCUGCCCCCCAGGACUCCAGAAGGCUUCCAGAUGGAGGAAGAGCCAGUGUAUGAAGAAGCACCUGAGCCUGAGCCCGAGCCUGAACCAGAGAAUGACUAUGAGGAUGUUGGGGAAAUGGACAGACAUGAGCCAGAUGAGGAACCAAAGGGCGACUAUGAAGAUGUGCUCGAGCCUGAGGAUCCCUCUUUUUCCUCCACUCUGGCUGGAUCAUCAGGCUGCCCGGCUGGGGCUGGGGCUGGGAUCUCAGCUAUAGCCCUGUAUGAUUACCAAGGAGAGGGAAGUGAUGAGAUUUCCUUUGAUCCAGAUGACAUCAUCACUGACAUUGAGAUGGUGGAUGAGGGCUGGUGGCGGGGACGUUGCCACGGCCACUUUGGACUCUUCCCUGCAAAUUAUGUCACGCUCCUCCAGUAACUGUGGCUGUGUGUCUUCUGCACUGUGACUUCCCUUGUCCCAAGUGGCUCUGCCUCCACCCACUUUCCAUUUCUGCUGCAAGUGUCUGACAGGAUGUCAUGAGUUGCCUGAAGCUCUAGACAGACUGUCUCUCCCUCUCCAUUAGGGUUUGGGGCAGAGACAGCAUGAGGAAGGAGGUCUCCUUCCCCUCGGUGUCCUGUCUAUCCUGGAUACCCUAGAUGAUCUCAGGGAUGUUUAUCUUGUGUCCUGCCUCCUUCCCCAUGAAUCCCCCCUCUAACACCCACCCCCACCCCCACUCUACCUUCCUUUGUUUGUGAACUCUGAGCUUCCUGGUUUGCUUACCUGGGAAGGUAUGUUUAUAUUUCCUGGUUGUGCUGUCUGCUCACUUUCCUUCUCUGCAGAAAUAUCUCUGAAUCUUUUCUCUGCUCAGUCCUAAAGUGGAAAUAAAGCGGGACCAUGGCUCACCUCUAUUCUGAGGUAAAUAGUACUUUUUAUGCAGCCCUCAAUGGUCCUGACUCUCAUGGCUCCAAUUCUCCUCCCAUCUUUUAGGGGUAUCCAGAAAACUCCCUCCUCCACUGCCCAUCACUCUGCACCCUGGAUGUCAAGGGCCGUGCCCUUUCCUUAGACUCUACUUAUACCCAGUCCAAAACAAGAUGGGCCUGGGGAAUGGCAGUAAGGUAGGGGAACAGGGGCCAGGAAGGGUCCAUGAUAAGACAGUUCAACUUCUGCUGGCUUCAGCAGUUGUGAGAGGCCAGCCACUUUCUGCCUGGGAGUAAUGACUACACUCUUUUCAUGCAUAAUGAUUCUUGAGGCAAAAGCACAAAUUAGGGGAAAGAAAGGAGGAAAAGAUUUAGCUAAGAGAAAAAGACUAAAACUAAAGAAACAAUGAGGUGUUAAGAGGAUUUAGAGUGAGAGUGGCCUCUGCUAGAGAAAGUCUAGGCUUCCUUGUAGCUGGAUGAAUGAAAUUGAUGGUCAUGUAAGAAGGUAGACUGAGGAAGCUCAUAAAGUUUCUGUGUGGUCCAGAGCUGAGGCUGCUGAUAGAAGAAGUGAGGACCUUUGGACGGCCAGUGAUAGGGAAAAAGCAAAUCACCAAGCAAAGUAUGGGGAUGAGGGAGAAUGAAAGGCCAGGACACGGUGAGUUUAUUCUAACCCCCAGGCCAUUGGGCUCGGCAAGGUCCAGAAUAGGAGAUCCUAGGCAAAACCAAAAUCAAAUCGAAAUGAAAGUCAGGGAUUUGGUAUAGGGGAUCUUUGAUUGGUGGAAAAUAGAAGUCUGUGCUAUAACCAGUAUCUGAAGUUGGAUUCAGCUUUCAAAGAUGGAGAAGACAGUGGGAUCAAGGAAGAGCUAGGAUUGGUGUCUGAGACCCAUAGUUGCUGCAGGACUUUAUAAAAGUCCUUAAAAGUUCAGUGGUGAGCUGUCCAUGUGCUUAGAGCACUGCAUCCCUCAGGCUCAUUCCUUGGCUUUUCUUCAAGACACACACUCCUUUGUUUCCACAGCGACUUCUAUGCCAGUGAAUCACGCAUCUGUCUCUACACCUCACUUAUAAGAUUCACCCAGUUAGACUUUCAGAGUGAAAAGCAGCUUUUAUUUCUGCCUAUAGAGACAUUGGGGUUUCCAGUGUAUAGAGGUAAGUCACACUAGAUAUACACAAUCUCAUUCUUCACUUCAGUUUGAUCUGCCAUCACACAUAGAUCAGACUUUUGCAGUGGUUUUAUUCUUACAUCCAAGUUCCACCUUGCUUUUCACUUUUCCCUUCAUUAUAAGACAGAAACUUCUUUUCCAGAUCCUCAUAUUGUUAAGGCAAUAAAGUCCUUUCUGCCUCAGUUCUAUAGACCUCGCCCUCCACAUUUGGCUGAUCUCUACCUAGACUGACUUUCUUGGUGGUGAUUCUCUUCAAGGGCUCUGCUCGCAGACACCUCCCUGUCCAGGCUCCUAUUCUUGGGUCCACAGUCCCCUUUCACUCUCCUUAGCUGCUUCUUAAUCUGAAGCCGUGUCUAGCUGUCUUGCCUCUCUCAGGUGAUGCUUGCUGCUCACGCUGCUCACUACAGCUUCAUCCCACUAAUCAAAUCAUCUGUCUAAUCCACCAUCUCUCUAAAAGGCUUCCCUUUUUCUCCAGUUGCCCUCUCACCAUAAGAUGUGCUUGAUUGUGUAGGCCAGUGGAUACCUGCAAUACUCUGGUUUCCUGCAACAUAUACAAUUAGAUACCUUGUAAAAUGUGUUUGAUGAUGUUGAUCAGCUCAGUAUUGUGCUGAAGGCAGCAGCUGGGAAAGUAAAGCGUGCCUGGAAGGGUGGGGCCCACAGAGCAGUGCGGUUAGUCUCCUGAAUGCCCUCCUGCACCCUGGGCUGCCCAGAAUGUCAAGGAAGAGCCCUCUGCUCCCUUCCUUUCUCUAUACUUCUCUUGCAGCUCAUGUUAGCCCCGGAUUUUCACCUCCCUUAGUCUACAGCUCCCCUUGCUUUCUUUUUCUAAUAAAAUAAGAAACCCAAAAUGGA
Molecule: messenger RNA, 4049 nt
Organism: Aethalodelphis obliquidens (Pacific white-sided dolphin)
Lineage: Eukaryota; Metazoa; Chordata; Mammalia; Artiodactyla; Delphinidae
Gene: HCLS1
Product: hematopoietic cell-specific Lyn substrate 1
Exons: 14
Coding region: 122-1561 (479 amino acids)
Biological process (GO): regulation of actin filament polymerization; cell migration
Cellular component (GO): cortical actin cytoskeleton; site of polarized growth; plasma membrane
Molecular function (GO): actin filament binding
Source: RefSeq, a predicted model, not a curated record